Messenger RNA from Boleophthalmus pectinirostris (great blue-spotted mudskipper), 2727 nucleotides. RefSeq names its product Rap guanine nucleotide exchange factor (GEF)-like 1 (gene rapgefl1). Gene Ontology annotation, biological process: Ras protein signal transduction; positive regulation of GTPase activity. The record is from RefSeq and is a predicted model, not a curated record. NCBI's taxonomy places the organism in Eukaryota, Metazoa, Chordata, Actinopteri, Gobiiformes, Gobiidae. Gene Ontology annotation, cellular component: plasma membrane. Gene Ontology annotation, molecular function: guanyl-nucleotide exchange factor activity.
CUGGUCCCUAAUCCUGGUCCUUGGUCUUGGUCCUGGUCCUGGUCCCUAAUCCUGGUCCUUGGUCUUGGUCCUGGUCCUGGUCCCUGAUCCUGGUCCUUGGUCUUGGUCCUGGUCCUGGUCCCUGAUCCUGGUCCUGGUCUUGGUCCUGGUCCUGGUCCCUGGUCCGGUCCGUGGUCCAGGAUGCCGGCCGGGAUGAAGCCUCUGGAGAAGUUCUUGAAGAAGCAGGGCACGGCGCUGACCCGUCACGGCGCCGGCCUGGGAUUGGUGGAGAAGAGCGGGUCGGGCGCCACGGCUCUGGGAGUGGGCGGGUCCAAGAGGAGAGCCAGCCUAUCACGAGUCGUGCCCUUUUUCAGAGAGACGUCCCCCGACAGCAGCCAGCAGAGGGAGCUCUUCAGUCCGGACACCGAGGACCCGCCCUCCUGGCCGUCUGUAGCCCCGCCCCCCGCCCCCCCCAGUGCCAACGGCCCCGCCCCCAGCCCCGCCCCUCCGGACGUGCGGAGCCCCUCCCUCUCCAGCGACGAGCAGAGUUCAGAGGAACCAAUCAGCAGCAGCAGCGACCGCCCGGGCCCCGCCUUCCAGAUGGACACGCCCGUCAACCUGACGCUCGCCGUGCUCGACCACGUGACCCGCCAACGCCACGCCCCCGCCACAGAGACUCUGGUGGAUGACUUCAUGCUCACUCAUCCGAUUUUUCUGACGUCGGACAGAUUCCAACAACUCCUCCUCCAGCAGUAUCGUCUGUGUGAGGCGGAGCGCCCCCUGGAGGAGGAGGAGGAGGCUGUGGUGAUGAAGAAACGCUCGGUUCUCAGCGUCGUCUUCAGAUACUUGGACACGUACCGCGAGCUGCUGCAGGAAGAGGGCGACAGAGGGCACGGCUUCCCCAAGGAGUUGUAUCUCAGUGCGGUUCAGGACCUGAGUCGUUUUCCUGAACUUGUGGAGGAUGUUCUCAAACUCCAGAGAUGGACGGAGAUCCUCCACAACCCGUGCGAGGAGGAGAAGGAGAGUCGGAAGCGACAGGUGCGACCCUUGUUCCGACACUUCAGACGAAUCGACGCCUGUCUGCAGCCGCGAGAGGCGUUCAGGGGCUCCGACGAGAUCUUCUGCAGGGUCUACACUCCUGAUCACUCGUACGUGACGAUCCGGAGUCGACUCUCGUGUAAAGUCGGUGAGAUCUUGGCUCUGGUCCGAGAGAAGCUCCAGUACAGCGAAGACCAGCCCGUCCUGCCGGGACACCUGGUCCUGGUGGCCGUGUCCUCGGCCGGAGAAAAAGUGGUUUUCCGUCCGUCAGAUGAAGCUGUUUUCACGACUCUGGGCGUAAACACUCACCUGUUCACCUGCGAACCCCGAGAACUCGACACUCUGAUGCCCCUCCCGGAGGAGAUCCACUGGAGUCCUGGAGACUCUAAACUUCACGACAUGUCGGCGGAGGAAGUGUCCAACCAACUGGUCACGUUCGACUGGGAACUGUUCACCUGCGUCCACGAGGUGGAGUUCGUGUGUUAUGUGUUUCAUGGGGAACAGUCUCGGUGGCGCCCCCUGAACCUGGAGCUGGUACUGCAGCGCUGCAGUGAAGUACAGUCGUGGGUUUGUACUGAAGUACUUCAGUGUCAGAGUCUCCCCAAGAGAGUACAACUACUGCGCAAGUUCAUCAAGAUCGCAGCACUGUGUAAACAGCAGCAGGAUCUUCUGUCGUUUCUCGCUGUGGUUCUGGGUUUGGACAAUCCAGCUCUGAGUCGACUGCGCCUCACCUGGGAGGGUUUACCGGGAAAGUUCCGAAAACAGUUCCAGCAGUUUGAGAGUCUCGCUGACCCGUCUCGUAAUCAUAAGUCGUACAGAGACCUGCUCCAGACGCUCAGACCUCCACUCAUCCCCUUCACCCCCCUGCUGCUCAAAGACCUCACCUUCCUCCACGAGAGCUGCAAGACCUUCCACGGAGACCUGGUCAACUUUGAGAAGAUGCACAAAGUGGCAGAGAUGGUGCGAACGAUCCGACGCUACAGAAGCUCACAACUGCCUGUGGACACAGAGACGUCUCCGUCUCACCUCCAGACGAAGGCGUACGUCCGACAGCUUCAGGUCAUCGACAACCAGAACCUCCUGUUUGACAUGUCCUGCAAACUGGAGCCUAAAGACACCUAGAAAUACAACCCGCAACCUGCAACCCCAUCAGGCCCAACGGCACCAGGGAAAACAACCCGCAACCCCGUCAGGCCCAACGGCACCAGGGAAAACAACCCGCAACCCCGUCAGGCCCAACGGCACCAGGGAAAACAACCCGCAACCCCGUCAGGCCCAACGGCACCAGGGAAAACAACCCGCAACCCCGUCAGGCCCAACGGCACCAGGGAAAACAACCUGCAACCCAAAAAAUAAAUUAAAUAAAUUAAAAUUUAAAUAUUUAAGUCUGUGAUACUGAACCACUGAGACCAGAGUUCCAAGGAUUAUUCCAGAACUAAACCAGGACUAACCAGGACUGAGGGUCGGUCUGGUACUGGAGUUUGUGGAGAACUGUUUUCAUGGAACAUUAAACUGGUACUGGCCACAAACCUCGUCCUGGACCCGCCCAUGGGGAGGGGGGGUGCUGGACCCGCCCAUGGGGAGGGGGGGUGCUGGACCCGCCCAUGGGGAAGGGGGGUGCUGGACCCGCCCACAAACUGAGGCUGAACUCUUCGGGAAAAGCGGCGGCCAUUUUGUGCUGAGACUCAAAAUGGCCGUCGCUGAAUUUUU